Molecule: messenger RNA, 6627 nt
Organism: Austrofundulus limnaeus
Lineage: Eukaryota; Metazoa; Chordata; Actinopteri; Cyprinodontiformes; Rivulidae
Gene: ankrd11
Product: ankyrin repeat domain 11
Biological process (GO): anatomical structure morphogenesis; mRNA cis splicing, via spliceosome; protein phosphorylation
Molecular function (GO): protein serine/threonine kinase activity; ATP binding; protein binding
Source: RefSeq, a predicted model, not a curated record
GGGYCCUUGUUCUGCUUCGCUGUGACGGGCAGCUUGUUUCCUUCGAGGAUCCAAAAUGGUGUUCUUGCACGCGAGGGUAUCCGCCCAUGCAGCGCGCGCCAAUCAGAGGGCUCCUUCUAUCCCGGAUGCGUUUCCGUCUCGAGCGUCUACACAAGCUAAAGUCAAAGGCCGCUCGAAAACCGCUCGAAUGGGUCGGCAGAGAGGAUUAAAGCGAAACGAAUAUAUGAUAUUUUGAUGCUUUGCGUUUAUCCAAGCAAGCCUACCGUUGCUUACACGGACAUCUAAAGGUUUUGAGCUUCUGACGGAGAUGAAAUAGCAACGCUGUUAACGAUUUCUGGUGGAUAUUUUAAGUCUUCUUUUCGUUGGACGGUUGUUUGUUGGUCUACACGGGUUUUUUUUUUUUAAACCAAGCUAGCGCUAGCCUCGACUGAGCUGCUCUUCUUAGCUGCUAUGGUCGUCGCAAGCUUGUGCGGAUGUCUCCGGAAUUUAUAUUGAACCGACUGCAACAAAUGGGACUAUCCAGCAUCAGUCGAAAACACUGCGGCAUAGACUAAACAUUACAGACUCGGAUAAGAAURGGAGUUCGUGGGAAUUUUAGAGGAUUCUGUGGACGUUACAAGCAGCAGGCAUUUUUCUAGUUGGAUUUUAYCCCACUGAAACUCUCCCCCAGCCAUGGAAUCGACGGUUGAUGACGAUGCAAUGGCAGCGUGAAUGAAGCUUGGCGUGGGGAGAGCUGAACGAUGCCCAAAGGUGGGGGUUCUAAAACCCCCCAGCUGGACCACUUCCCACUCAACACCGACAUGGUGGAAAAGCAGGGUGGGAAAAAGGAUAAAGUGUUGUCAAAUAAGACUCCCAAAUUGGAUCGCAGCGAUGGGGUCAAAGAGAUGAAAGAAAAGGCUCCUAAAAGGAAACUGCCCUUCACCGCUGGAGCAAAUGGAGACCAGAAAGAUUCUGACUCAGAGAAACCAGGUCCAGAGAGGAAGCGCAUUAAAAAGGAGCCCACUAACACCCGGAAGCCGUUCGGGAUGGGGAUGCCAGGGAUCCGGACCGGGUACCCCGUCUCCGAGCGGCAGCAGGUGGCCUUGCUCAUGCAAAUGACAGCUGCGAAGUCCGUCAACAGUCCAGACACAACACCAAAGCAUCAGUCACAAUCUUGUCUGGGUCAGAAGGGAACGCCAAACUCUGCAUCUAAAACCAAAGACAAAGUAAAUAAAAGAAAUGAAAGAGGGGAGACUCGACUGCACAGAGCAGCAAUUCGUGGAGAGGUGCGCCGCAUCAAGGAGCUCAUCAAUGAGGGAGCCGAUGUGAAUGUAAAAGACUUUGCAGGCUGGACUGCAUUGCAUGAGGCAUGCAACAGGGGAUAUUACGAUGUGGCCAAGCAGCUGCUGGCAGCCGGAGCUGAAGUCAACACCAAGGGUCUGGACGAUGACACUCCUCUUCACGAUGCAUCCAACAACGGACAUUUCAAGGUGGUUAAGCUACUUUUACGUUAUGGAGGGGACCCACGUCAAAGCAACCGAAGAGGUGAAACGCCGCUGAAGGUUGCCAGCUCUCCAACUAUGCUGAAUCUGUUGCUGGGGAAAGGCACGUACACCUCAAGUGACGAGAGCUCAUCAGAAUCUUCUGAGGAGGAGGAUGCCCCUUCGUUUGCCCCCUCGAGCUCUGUAGACGGCAAUAACACAGACUCUGAGUUCGAGAAGGGUUUGAAGUUAAAAGGAAAACCCGCGGACCCUCCGAAAUCUGUCGUCACACCCGUCAAAGAUGAAUAUGAGUUCGAUGAGGACGACGAGGAGGAGCGCGUGCCUCCUGUCGACGAUAAACACCUCUUGAAAAAGGACUUCCGAAAGGACCCAGUUAGUAAAACCAACAGCUUCAUCUCUAUACCCAAGAUGGAGGUAAAAACCUAUUCCAAAAGCAACUCGCUCACACCAAAGAAAACUGUCAGGCGGAUCAUCUCUGACAGUAACAGUUCAGACGAGGAUGACAGGACGUUGUGUUUCACGCCUGCGCCCACGCCACGGCAACAAGCCCAGCAAACAAACACCAAGACUAGAGACUCUGGCAGRAUGAGCUCUAAACAACAAAAAGACAAAAAUAAAGUGAAAAAGAAGCGAAAGAAGGAGAGCAAAAACAAUGUCAGUAAAGAAGUUCGGUUUGGUAAAGUCAACGACAAAUUCUGUACGUCUGACUCGGACAGCGCGGAUCUAGAGAGCGAGGACGAUAAGGGCUCGAACAAUUUAAAGGACUCCUCGUCGAUGAACCUUAAAGAAUCCUCUCGCUUUAACGCGACCUCCUCUUCCUCGCACGGAAACUUAAACUCUCAGAAACAAACGCCGUCGRUGGCAGAGCAGCAUCCGAAGCAGUGGAGGACAGAUGGCUGGAAGACYGUGUCGUCUCCUACGUGGUCGGACGUCAGCUCUCUCUCGGAUUCGGUCAGAACAAGACUGUCCAGUGAGUCCGAGUACUCGUCCGCCGAUUCGAGUAUCGAGUCAAUAAAGCAAAUCAAGAGAAAAGCGCAGGAGAACAAGAAGAAGAACAAUGCGCACAGUAACACUGUAGACAAGAAAAAUUCAGAGCUCUAUAAAAACUCCACUGCAGAGAGCGCCAUCUCCAAAACUGAUGGAGAUGGAAAAGUGAUUAAGAAGCAUAAAGUAAAGCACAAGCAUAAAAGUAAGGAAAAGGACAAUGCUCCCAGUCUGGUGCUUAAUCAAGACAUGAAUGAAAAGUUUGUCAAGAGCUAUUCUUUUGACUUUGAUGAUUCGCGGCAAAAAAAUUUAAUUGUUGAGUCUGAAUCUGCGUCUGAGGGUAAAAUCAAAUUAUCCAAACACGAGAAAGACCAUUCGAAAAAGGACGAUAGGCUUUCAAAAGCCAAGUCCGAGGAUAAGGACUGGUCAUCUGGAAAGGAUCUGCACAGGACAGCAAAAGAAGAGAAAAAUAAGAAAGCAAGGGACACCACCAAGGACAAGACAAAUAAAGAGGAGAGGGACAAGAAUAUAAAAUCUGACAAGGAAAGAAAUUUCAAAGAGAAGGAGAAAGCCAAGGAAGAUAAACAAAAGGCUCACAAAGAGGAGAAAAAGAAGAAGUCCAAGGAGAAAUCCUCCUCUAAAGCAGACAGAAAAAGUGAGUUGAAGGAAGAGAAGCAUCUCAAGGUGGACAAGGAGAAAACCAUCAAGGAGGAGAAGGAGAAAUACAAAAAAGACAAAGCACUGAAGGAAGAGCCUGAGCAUGAAGGCUACGACGUUAACAAUCGGUUUCUCAGCCUCGAGGACACGAAGCUCAGCGCGUCAGAUGACCAUCACGACAGGUGGGGCUCCGAGAUGUCCUCCGAUUCUUCCAUCUGUGGAGACGAUAGCUGGGACGCUCAUGUCAAAGAGGUCAAGGAAUAUAAAUCCCACAACACUGUUAAGCUAAUUGUCGAGACCGUUAAAGAGGAGACGAGGAGGAAAGAAAACAAGGUCAAGGACAAGAGAGCAGAGCACAGUGACAAAAAAUCAGAGAAAGAAGUCGGCUCUAAAAAGAAAGAAAAAGACUCUUCCGAAAAAACAAACGAAAAGAAAAAAGACUGGUCUGAAAAAACGAAACUGAACUCCAGCCACUCCGUUGAGAAAGACAAAAAGCGAAAGGAGUCCAUGGAAACGGUCAAAGACAAAAAAGACAAGGAUUCCUUGGACAGUAGUAGAGACCGUAAAGAUUCAUAUGAAAGUGUGAAGGACAGAAAAGAUCUGAAAAUCAAGCAGGAGUCGAUCGGAGACGAGUACGGCAACGACAGCUUCUUCAAAGACAUAGAUCCCGCUGGAAAACUUUGUGACAUCAGAGAAAGAAAUCACUCUGGAAAGGAGAAAGAAAAGAAAAGCGACGGAGUGGAAAAACGAGAAAAGACAAAAGUCGACAAAUACAAAGAAAAAACUAAAGACAGAGGAGCUGAUCAUGAAAAGAGUGAGCGGAACUUCACAGAGAAAGCCYUCAGGGAAAAAGAUGAAGACCGAGGCACCAAAGACAAGAAGGAAGGAGCCAAAGACAAACACAAAGACUCUCAUGGCAAAGACAAGGACCGAAAGGUGUCUUCAGACUUGACAAAGGACAAGAAGGAGAAGGCCUCUCAAGAUAAACAUGCUGAGAGGGAAAAAGAUUUCCUUGAGAUAAAGAAAGAGGAGAAGAAAACAGAAAAAAUCAGGGAAAAAACGUGGUACAAAAUCGCCGACAUAUUCACAGAUGAAAGCGACGACGACGAGGACAGCUACAACAGUGGCGUUGUGCUUGGGUCGGGCACCAUCAGAAAAGACUUGACUCCUGAUCAGGACGAUCUGGAUCACUUCCCUUCUGAAAAAAUGAGAAAGUCUUCCGCUGAGGCUAAACAUAACACGGAAAAAACAAAAGACAAGGAUUACAAGGAGAAGAAGAAGGAUAAGACGGCAUUUGACAUGGGAAAAGAGCGGAAAGGCUCCCUGGAGAAACACAACAAGGACAAGAAGGACUCAGUUGACUCAAAAUACAAGGAGAGGAAAGACAGAUCCUCGGUGGACUCGAACCAAGACAAGAAAAAUAAGCAGAAGUUGCUGGACAAAAGGGACACGAGCGAAGAAAAGACGAAAAGCAAAUAUAAAGACAAGCAAGACCAUUCUAAAGAACGGAAGCCCUCUAAAGGCUGUGGUGAGAAUGAAAAGUCCCUUUUGGAAAAACUAGAGGAGGAAGCUAUGAACGACUACAAGGAUGACUCCAAUGACAAGAACAGCGACAUCUCCUCGGAUAGCUUCACUGACCGAGGUCACGAGCCAAUCCUCACCAGCUACUAUGACUCCAUCAACCUUAAUGAAAUCUCCGAGGACAGAAGAGACUCCCUGUCCAUAUCUACYCCACAGGACAGAUUCAGAGAUAAAGAACGGCAUCGGCACUCCUCCUCGUCYUCAUCCAAGAAGAGCCACGACAAGGAGAAAGAAAAAGUCAAAAAGGACAAAGGGGAGAAACGAGAGUCCUACAAUCGCAGAGAAAGUCUACCUUUUGAGAAAGAGUCCAUGCCCCUUGAGGCUGACCCUUACACAUUUCCAUUCGGGGGUAAAGGGGACGGCGAAGACGACUACGACAAAACAUUGGAAUUUGAGAAAGAGAUGUCCAAAAAGGACAAAGAGAAAGCAACUGGCAUCAUUAGCGACAGGAUGAAAGACAAAAAGAAGAAGGAGAAACAUAAAGACAAACUGAAGGAGGAAAAGAAUAAAUACAUGGAUGGCUUUGGGUCAUUUAAACACUCCAGAGACGAUGUGAAGGCAGGCUUGAAAGAUAGCCCCCAGUUCUCUGUUCUGAAAGACCGGUCAAAAGAGCAAAGUCCUAAAUUUGAUUUGAAAAAAGACAGAAGUCGAGACAUGUUGGACAAAGACAACAGAAUGGAUCACAGUAAAUCUAAGGUAAAGGAUGAAAACGAAAAGCUCCCUCUGUCCAAAGACACAACACGGAAAGACAAUCGUCCUCGUGAAAAACUUUUGGUGGAUGAUGAUUGUCAGCUGACAAGUUUUGGUCAGAUGUUAAGUCAAAAGGAUCAGGAAAUCGGAGUGAGAUUAAAGAAACAAAAAGAAAAYAUGAAGCAAAUGGAAAGGCUGAGACCCAAAACAGGGGACCCUAAACUGAAAGACAAAGCCAAGUCAGCAGAGGAAGUACGAAAAAACCGCAGCGAGCUGUCAUCGAAGAAAUCCAACAACUUGGAGUCUGGUCUUAAGGAGAAGAAGCUGAAGGAUGUGGGCCUCCCAACUCAGAUGAUGUCUCCAGGGAGGAAGUUCCAACCUAGUGAUGGCCAGAACACAAAAGACUGGAUGGCAGGACACCAAAUGAAAGAGAACCUCCCAGCUUCUCCCAGACCAGAUCAAAACAGACCGACAGGUGUCCCCACGCCAACAUCUGUCAUCUCCUGCCCCAGCUUUGAGGAUGUAAUGCAGACGCCGCGGACCCCGUCCUGCAGUCCAGAGGAUUACCCUGAAAUCAUACUGGAUGCGCUGGACUGCCAGAACUCCUCAGCCAUGGCCAUGUCAAUGAACGCCUGCUCCCCAUCAGUUUUUGAAAGCAGGUACUCGAACUCCCAGAGUUUCCAGGAGGGUACCUGCCCUACUCCUGCAAAAAACCUGCAGCUGCCGCUCAUCAGCCGUUCUGCAUCACCAGACYCUCGCAGGCCUUUAGAGAUGGAGUUCAAAGCCGAGUCCGACAUGUCUUUUCGACAGCAGAGUGAUCCAGUAGCUGAUUUUGAUCUGUCYUCUUCCCAGCCCUUGGAGGACAAAUCAGUAACUUUGAAUAGGUUGGAGAGUGUGCCGCACUAUUUCCCUCCAAUGAGGAUGUUGUCUCCUCACCCUGAUAUACCCCAUCUAACACCGGACGGGAUGGCGACGACUCUCUGUGUCGCAGAGGACCUUCCUGAAAGCGUGUACAACAGUUUUCUUCCCAAACCUUCGACGCCAGUUCACAGACCGGAUCCCCAGGAGCCGUGCUUUGACAUUGCUGCACCACCAACCCCAGCCCCUGCCGCUUUGCUGCCCCUGGAUAUCGACGACAUCUCCGAGCCGAACCACAGUGAGCCCAACUUGCCUGAUCUUCCCUGUGACCAAAAAGAGCAGGAGGGAGACGAAGAGGAGGAGGAAGAGGAGGAAG